AUGCAAAUUAAAGCAAACAAUAGUGAGAUUAAAAGAAUGGCGCCAACUUCAAUUAUUGACGAAACCAAAGCCUCAGUGCAACAGCUUCCUUUAGAUAAAAAAUUGGAUGAACAAGAGGUACAAAACCUCAUUCAGAAAUUAGCAUCAAUUGGUCCCGUAGGAAGUGCACAGCACAAUACAAAAGGAAGAACUGGAUACGAUACUGAAUGGGUCAAUAAAAUUCCAGAAACUACUAGACAAAGGUAUGAAAAAUACGGCAUUGAUGUUUCCAAAGGGUAUCCUUAUAUUCCCACCAUUGACAAGAUCCCCAAAUUUGUUGAUGAGGCGUUUGCUAUCAGGAAUGAAGAAUAUCCAUUUAUUGAGCGCGGAAAGAAUGCAGAUCCCGAGAAGAAGGCGUUGUUUGGUGCUGCAAAGGAUGUGAUCAACUUGACACCAUAUGUAGGCACAGAGAUUGUUGGAUUGCAAUUGGCAGACUUGGAUGACAAACAAAAGGACGAGUUGGCAUUGUUGAUUGCUGAACGUGUUGUUGUCUUUUUUAAGGAUCAAGAUCUUUCACCCAAAAAGCAAUUGGAGUUGGGAAAAUAUUGGGGCCAAGUCGAGGUGCAUCCACAGGCAAAUAGGAUUGGCCCAGAUUACGACGGAAUCACUGUUAUUUGGCAGGAUUAUUUUAAUGAAAAAGGUGGUUUAGGCUUGAGUUUUCAAAGGUCUAGACAGGGCACCUCGCGUUGGCAUGGGGAUUUGUCUCAUGAAUUCCAAACUGCUGGCAUCACUCAUUUGCACCAGGACUCAAUCCCUGAUGCUGGUGGAGAAACCAUUUGGAGUUCCACAUACGGUGCUUACGACAAGUUGUCACCAGCAUUUAAAGAGUUUUUGGACGGGAAAACAGCCAUUUUUAAAAGUGCACAUGUUUACUUGAGUAGAGAGAACCCAUUGAAAGGCCCAAAACAUGUUGAAAGGGAACACCCAAUUGUUAGAACACACCCUGCUACUGGCUGGAAGUACUUGUUUGUCAAUAGGUCUUACACAACCCGCAUUGUGGGUUUGUUACCAGAAGAAUCUGAUGCCAUUUUGAAUUACUUGUUUUCAGUCAUUGAAAACAACAGGGACAUUCAAGUCACUUUUAGCUGGCAACAAAAAUUGCCAGGCUUGAAAUCACCUUCUGAUGCCCACAAAACUUAUAGAGGCACUUCUGCUCUUUGGGAUAAUAGAAUUGCAAACCACAAUGUGAUUCACACUAACGAGAGUAUUAAAGGGCGUCAUGGUACGCGCGUAGCUUCUUUGGCUGAUGCAGGAUACUUUGAUCCAGAUUCAAAGAGUCAAAGAGAGGCAUUAGGAUUGAGUUUGGAUUAA
Messenger RNA from Lodderomyces elongisporus, 1350 nucleotides. RefSeq names its product TauD/TfdA dioxygenase family protein. Gene Ontology annotation, molecular function: 2-oxoglutarate-dependent dioxygenase activity. The transcript has 2 exons. Lineage: Eukaryota; Fungi; Ascomycota; Pichiomycetes; Serinales; Debaryomycetaceae. Gene Ontology annotation, cellular component: cytoplasm. Bases 1 to 1350 code for a protein of 449 amino acids. The record is from RefSeq and is a predicted model, not a curated record.